Pogona vitticeps (central bearded dragon) is the source of this 1141-nucleotide messenger RNA. It is a transcript of the gene FSTL3, whose product is annotated as follistatin like 3. Lineage: Eukaryota; Metazoa; Chordata; Lepidosauria; Squamata; Agamidae. Gene Ontology annotation, biological process: negative regulation of activin receptor signaling pathway; multicellular organism development; regulation of BMP signaling pathway. Gene Ontology annotation, cellular component: extracellular region. The record is from RefSeq and is a predicted model, not a curated record. Gene Ontology annotation, molecular function: protein binding; activin binding.
CAGAAAGAGACACAACACUUUAUAGGAAGGAAUGAAACAGAGGCUUAGGGUGGAAAUAAUUCCCUCUCUCUCUUUCUCUCUCAGCCUUGUAUGAGACCAGCCGGCCAAGAAAAUCGGAGAGAUCCUGGAAUUUGCCGACACAGACGACUUUAGUAGACAACGGAUUGCUUUAAUUUUUUUAUUUGGAGAAAGCUUCCCCCUUUCUCUUGCUUGGGGAUAAGCAGGGAAACCUCCUCCCAACACUCCCCUCAAAAGUUUUGGAAACUUUUCUAGGCUCCUGAUCGUCGGCGUCUGACCAUGACGGUCCUCUGGCUCAUGUUGCUAAGCUUGGGUGGCUACGCUGGAGGCGAUCCUUUUCCAGGGGGCAUCUGCUGGCUACAGCAGGGACGGGAACCCAAGUGCACCGUGAUCGUCCGGACCGGCGUUACAUGGGAGGAGUGCUGCGCCAACGGCAACACGGAAAUGGCCUGGUCAAACGCCUCGCACCCGGACAACAAGAUCAGCUUUCUCAGGGUCCUGGGCCUGGUGACGUGCCACCCGUGCAAAGAGACAUGUGAAGGCGUAGACUGUGGGCCGGGGAAGGAGUGUAAGAUGAAAUACGGGCGCCCUCACUGUACCUGCGCCCCGGACUGCUCUCACUUGCCCCGGAAGCUUCAGGUGUGCGGUUCGGAUGGCUUCACCUACAGAGACGAGUGCGAGUUACUCACGGCCAAGUGCCGAGGCCACCCGGACCUGGAAGUGAUGUAUCAAGGCCGCUGCAAAAAGUCUUGUUCGGCCGUCGUCUGUCCUGGAACCCAUACCUGUGUGGUGGACCAGACGGGGAGCGCCCACUGCGUGAUGUGCAGGGCCGCCCCUUGCCCGGAUCCUACCAGCAUAGACCACACCAUCUGCGGGAACAACAACGUCACGUACCCUUCCACCUGUCAUCUACGUCGAGCCACCUGUUUCUUGGGGCGAUCCAUCGGAGUCCGGCAUUACGGAAGCUGUGCAGUCCCAAGCAAGUUCUCCCUGGGCACAGAUGAUGCAGAAGAAAACUCCAUCUAAAAAAAGUGUUUCUGCUGCCCGUCCUGUCGUCCGGACCUGCGGGGCCCUCCGCUGCAAGGAUGUACAGCCCGUAGAUUCUCGCGGAUAUUUAUUGCAA